Messenger RNA from Capsicum annuum, 1741 nucleotides. RefSeq lists its product as uncharacterized. The record is from RefSeq and is a predicted model, not a curated record. The transcript is spliced from 3 exons. NCBI's taxonomy places the organism in Eukaryota, Viridiplantae, Streptophyta, Magnoliopsida, Solanales, Solanaceae. Bases 1 to 846 code for a protein of 281 amino acids.
AUGACUGAUUUGGUUGUGCCUGUGGUUGCUGAAUUUGCUAUUGUUGAGCGUUCCAAGGCUGUGGUUGCUGAAUUUGCUAUUGUUGAGCGUUCCAAGGUUGAGUCUAUCACUUCAUGUUAUCAACCCAUCUCUUCUUUCCUUAUUAACACCAAAACCCUAAACCUAAUUCAUUCCUCUAAUCUUCUAAACCAAAUCAGCCGCCCCACCCCCUCUCUCUCUCGUCUCUCUCUAAAAAAUCGACCAUCGCCAAAGCCAAAACCGGCGCCUCCUCCGGCAACGCAGCAACCAACCUCCGCUGGUCAAGCUACCGCGAUCCCUCCGUUCUUCGACCAAGCCCCGCGCCACCAGAAGCCCUCAAACCACGCCUCCGACGACCUCUUCCAUUUCCUUCAAACCACCAGCCAACUUUGCCUCUCCGGCGAAGCUCCAAACGUCGCUGUUCCGCCUCCACAACAACAACAGCAACGAUGCUCUGCCGCCCCUCUCCUUUGCCAUCGCCAGACAUCAGUUUGCCUCCGUCCCAAUUCACCACCCACAACAACAAAAACAACAGCGGCAUUGCCGCCCUUUGCCGCCGCUGCUCCGGUCGAGUACACGAAACAUGACGGAUUCUUAAAUCCGUCAAAGGUACUUUGGUCGAGUUGUGCUAGAAUGUUGCUGUCUUCAUGGAUAUAUCGCCUUGAUUUACUUUUUAUUUCUCUUUUAUUACGAUUCAAAUUUGUACUAAUGUGUUGUGUAAACAUCUAUAUAGUAAUAAAUUAUGAAGACUGCUUGGGAGCGGGGGUUUAUGUGUUUUACGUACCAUGUGAAUCACUUAGGCAAAUAAAUUUAGGAUUUAUUACUUGACUUGUUUGUCAUUUAGACAAAUCUAAUUUAGGAUUUAUUUCAAUCGCCUAGAAAUCAUGUUUUUAGGAGUUUAAUUAAUAUCCGCCUUGCUAAAUCACAUUUGAACACGAUAACUUAAUUUACAACAUGUUUAUUGACUCUUGCAUGUUUAACAAUUGUGGACAUAUUACAAAAUGACAUUAUUAGCGUUUAAAUCACUCUUUCAACAAUUAUACUCUUAGCAUUCAAAAUAACAUUUUUUGGCAUUUUAAAUAAUAUUUUCAACACAUUAAAUAAUGUUUUCUGCAUAUUAAAAUUAAUUUUCAGCACAUUAGUUAAUUUGCAGUAUUAUAAAAUAAUAUUUUUGGCACUAUAAUUAAUUUUCAGCAUUCCUAUUUGUCUUUCCGUAUAUUUCAUUAAUUUUUACUUAGUAAAACAAUUUUCAGCAUCUACGUAUUAAAAAAAAUAGCUUUUUAUUUCUCUGUCAAAGUCAUGGUGCGGUUUUUGACUUUCACAAUUUUAAACUAGACAUGACAUUUUACUCUUUGUACUAUCUCCUAACCUAUAGUUAGCGGGAAAUUAAAAAGAAUCACGAGGUCUAAUUUUUAUAUUUUAAAUUAAUUUGAUACAGUUUCGGGAGCAUCACGUACCAAAAGUUUAAAAAAGCGGAGACUAUGCAUACAUACAUAAAUAUUUUUUUAUUUGUCUUUAAAAAUUAUAAUGUUAUUAUUUUCACUAAAACUGACCUCCAAUUAAAAUUGUUGCUAAGUUGAAUGAGCGCGAUUUGAUAUUGUGGAAUCGUUUCUGUAAAGCAACAAACAGUUUUUUAAGAAACAAAAACUAUCUUCUUUUUUUUUUUUUAAGUUUUGAAUAUUAUUCCUCUAUCAAAAUAAGUUAGCUACUGUGCAUUUUUCUU